This is a messenger RNA of Linum tenue, 1224 nucleotides long. The record is from the annotation of a GenBank genome assembly. Lineage: Eukaryota; Viridiplantae; Streptophyta; Magnoliopsida; Malpighiales; Linaceae.
AUGAUUUUCUCUCGAUUAGUCAGGGUUGCCGCCACAUCUCUGUCAUCCAUCGUUGCCCCUUCCGGUUCGUCUCCUCGUAAUGCCUCUUUCAGCUCCGCCGCAGUGCCGAACCGCUACUUUUACAGUCCAACGAAUCGAUCGGGUACCGAGUUAUACCGCCGAAUUUCGCCGGUGGGAGAUCUUAGGAUCCCCAGCAUUUGGAUUCUCAAUAGCUGGAUACAGGAAGGAAGAUCCGUUACGAAAGACCAACUCGUUUCUUACAUUAAAGAACAUCGCUGCUACGGCCGCCACUAUCUCGCCCUCAAGAUUUCAAAGUGGAUGACAGACAAAAUGCACCUCGACCUCACAUCAGAAGAUGCUGCUAUGAGACUGGAGUUGAUAGCAAAGGUCCAAGGGAUAGAAAAAGCAGAGCGGUAUUUCUAUAGGCUGCCGCAACAACUCAAGGGGAUCGAUACUUAUGGAGCACUUCUAAGCUCUUACGGUCAUGUUCAAGCUGUGGAGAAAGCCGAGGGGCUCAUAACAAAGAACAAGGAUAUGAAAGCUUAUUAUUGCCUCAUCACCAACUAUGCUGCCAUGGGGGAGAAAUCUAGAGUCUUGGGGGUUUGGGAACUUCUCAAAAAGAAUGGCAAGGUUCUCAAUAAGGGAUAUAUGAAUGUGAUAAGUUCUCUACUGAAAUUGGAAGAUUUUGAGACUGCGGAGAAGAUAUUUGAUGAGUGGGAAUCCCGGAAUUUGUCUUAUGAUGUCCGUAUUCCCAACAUUUUGAUUCGUGCUUACUCGACAAGUGCUCUCCUGGAAAAGGCAGAGACAAUGGUCGACAGGGUAAUAAAUCAUAGUAUCCUGCCCCAUGCACAUUCUUGGCUUAACCUGGCAAUAGGUUACCUCAAUCAUGGUCAAACUGAGAAAGCCAUGGAAACCAUAAAGAGAGCUGUGAACGGUUCUAAGUCGGGUUGGAGGCCCAACCCUAGGGUUUUGGAAGACUUUCUGGAGCUGUUAGCGCGGAGAGGGGAUUGCUUGGAGGAAGUAGGACAACUGAUCAAGUCACUGGCUGACAACGAUGUUGUACCCUUGUCAGUUAGAUUCAGGUUUUCGGGGAAUCUUCGCGUGUGGUCGUUAGAUCAUGAGUUUGAUGGACAUGCCAACGGGUCGGGUUUUGCCAAAAUCAUAUCCAAACUCAUGAGUUUAUCUGUGAAAAAAAAAACUCGGGGUAAGACCCACUGUGUUUGA